GGGCAGUCAUAGCCUGGACUUCCCAGCCUACUCAGGCACUGGUAAACAUCACUUCCUGAGCCCCUGGGGCAUGUACAACAGAAACAAACAAUAGGAAAUAAAAGAUUCAAGGAGCAUACAAGGAGAAGAAAAGAAGAACCUACAGCUGGAGAUAAACUAGAGCUUCUGUUGAAACCUGCCAGGGCCUGGGGGCUCUCCAGGCAUGGCUGGACAUUCUGUCUUGUAUUUGAUUCUGCUUAGUACUCUGGUCAACAAGGGCCAAACCUGCUUUUGUGAUCACUACCCUUGGACACAGUGGUCCAGUUGCUCAAAAACCUGCAAUUCUGGAACCCAAAGCAGACAGAGGCAAAUAGUAGCAGAUCAGUACUACUGGGAGAACUCAUGUGACCGGCUUUGCACCAAGCAGGAGACCAGAGGAUGUAACUGGCAAACAUGCCCCAUCAACUGCCUCCUGGGAGAUUAUGGACCAUGGUCAGACUGUGACCCUUGUGUUGAGAAACAGUUUAAAGUUAGAGGUCUCUUGCGCCCCAGUCAGUUUGGAGGGCAACACUGUACUGAACCCCUGGUGACCUUUCAACGGUGCAUUCCAUCUAAACUCUGCAAAAUCGAAGCGGCUGACUGCAAGGAUGACUUCCGCUGUGACAGUGGCCGCUGUAUUCCCAGCAAGUUAGAAUGUAAUGGAGAAAAUGACUGUGGAGACAAUUCAGAUGAAAGAGAUUGUGGGAGAACAAAGAAAGUAUGCCCACGGCAGUAUAACCCCAUCCCUAGUGUACAGUUGAUGGGCAAUGGGUUUCAUUUUCUGGCAGGAGAGCCCAGAGGAGAAGUCCUUGAUAACUCUUUCACCGGAGGAAUAUGUAAGACUGUCAAAAGCAGUAGAGCAAGCAAUCCAUACCGUGUUCCAGCCAAUCUGGAAAGUGUCAACUUUGAGGUAAAAACUGAAGAAGAUGAUUUGGAAACGGAUUUCUAUAACGAUUUAAUUAGUCUUGAAAAGAAUAAAAAUCAACAAAGUUCAUCACAGGGUGCAGGGCAGAGCUCUUUUUAUGUCCCAAUUUUUUACUCCUCCAAGAAAAGUCGAAAUGUCAGACAUAAUUCUGCCUUCAAACAAGCCAUUCAAGCCUCCUACAAAAAGGAUUCUAGUUUUAUCAGGAUCCAUAAAGUGAUAAAAGUCUUAAACUUCACAAUGAAAGCUAAAGAUCUGCAGCUUUCUGAUGUCUUUCUGAAGGCACUUAACCAUCUGCCUCUGGAAUACAACGCAGCUCUGUACAGCCGGAUAUUUGACGAAUUUGGGACGCACUUCUUUGCCUCCGGCUCCCUGGGGGGCGUGUAUGACCUCCUCUACCAAUAUAGCAGUGAAGAACUGAAGAACUCAGGUUUAACAGAGGAAGAAGCUAAAAAUUGUGUCUCAAUUGAAACAAGAAAACGUUAUGUGUUUUUUACGAAAACAAAAGUGCAUCACCAGUGCACCACUAACAAGCUGUCGGAGAAAUAUGAAGGUUCAUUUUUGAAGGGAGCAGAGAAAUCCAUAUCUCUGGUUCGCGGUGGGAGGAGUGAGUACGCAGCAGCUUUGGCGUGGGAGAAAGGGAACUCUGGUCCGGAGGAGAAGGUAUUUUCUGAGUGGUUAGAAUCAGUGAAGGAUAAUCCAACUGUGGUUGACUUUGAGCUCACUCCCAUUGCAGACUUGGUGAGAAACAUCCCCUGUGCAGUGACAAAACGGAACAACCUCAGGAAAGCUUUUCAAGAAUAUGCGGCCAAGUUUGACCCUUGCCGGUGUGCUCCAUGCCCUAAUAACGGUCGCCCCAUACUCUCAGGGACCGAAUGUCUGUGUGUGUGUCAGAGCGGCACCUAUGGCGAGAACUGUGAGAGACGGUCUCCAGAUUACACAUCUAAUGCAGUAGAUGGGAACUGGGGCUGCUGGUCUUCCUGGAGCACCUGCGAUGCUACUUAUAAGAGGUCAAGAACCCGGGAAUGCAGUAACCCUGCCCCACUGCAGGGAGGAAAACCCUGUGAGGGGGAGACACGGCAAGAGGAAGACUGUACAUUUUCAAUAAUGGAAAACAAUGGACAACCAUGCAUUAGUGAUGAUGAAGACAUAAAAGAGGUAGACCUUCCUGAGACAGAAACAGAUUUCGGGUGUCUUCCCCCAAGGCCUCCAGAAAAUGGAUUCAUCUGGAAUGAAAAGCGACUGUACUCAGUUGGAGAAGAAGUCGAGAUUUCGUGCCUCACUGGAUUCAGAGCUGUUGGAUAUCAGUACCACAGAUGCUUACCAGACAGGACCUGGCGGCAAGGGGACGUGGAGUGCCAACGGAUCGGAUGCCUCAAGCCAGUUGUGCAGGACAUCCUGACGCUCACACCACUUGAGAGACUGUAUAAGAUUGGUGCCUCCAUUGAGCUGACCUGCCCCAGUGGCUAUGUUGUUGCUGGGCCAUCCAAGUACACGUGCAGUGAAGACUCUUGGACACCACCCAUUUCAAACUCACUCACCUGUGAAAAAGAUAUCCUAAUGAAAUUAAAGGGCCACUGUCAGCUAGGACAAAAGCCGUCAGGAUCUGAGUGCAUUUGUCUUUCUCCAGAGGAAGAUUGCAGCCAUGAUUCUGAAGAGCUCUGUGUAUUUGAUACAGACUCCAGCCAUUACUUUACUUUAUCCAGUUGUAAGUUUUUGGCUGAGAAAUGUUUAAAAAAUCAGCAACUCCAUUUUCUACAUAGUGGUCCCUGUCAAGAUGGUCCACAGUUAGCAUGGAGUCUUGAAAGAACAAAACUUUCGUCCAACAGCACAAAGAAAGAAUCCUGCGGCUAUGACACCUGCUACGACUGGGAAAAAUGCUCAGCUUCCACUUCCACAUGUGUCUGCUUAUUGCCCCCCCAGUGCUCCAAGGGUGGAAACCAACUCUACUGUGCUAAAAUAGGAUCAUCGACUCGUGAGAAAACACUGAACAUCUGUGAAAUGGGAGCUAUAAAAUGUGCAAACAGGAAGGUGGAAAUACUGCAUCCUGGGAGGUGUCUGGCCUAGCACAGUUACUGACUUGACCUGUAAAAGUAAUCCCAUGAAAGGGUAGCCUGUACAAACUACAGACUGACAUGCUCGGGAUCUACUGACAGCAAUGUUUUGUGCCAGUUUCAUAUUAAAAUCUCCCUUGUUCUCUUG
Messenger RNA from Lepus europaeus (European hare), 3142 nucleotides. It is a transcript of the gene C6, whose product is annotated as complement C6. Gene Ontology annotation, biological process: immune response. Gene Ontology annotation, molecular function: protein binding. NCBI's taxonomy places the organism in Eukaryota, Metazoa, Chordata, Mammalia, Lagomorpha, Leporidae. The transcript is spliced from 18 exons. Gene Ontology annotation, cellular component: membrane attack complex. The record is from RefSeq and is a predicted model, not a curated record. The coding region runs from base 203 to 3007 and encodes 934 amino acids.